AUGGUGUUGGGAUUGAUAAAUAAGAUCCAACAAUAUCUCAAUGCGAGGUAUAUUGGACCUCCAGAAGCUGCUUGGCGAAUAUUUGGUUAUCCAUUGCAUGCAGAGAUACCAACAGUUGUACGCUUAGCACUUCAUUUACCUGGAAUGCACCGCCUUCUUUUUAAUCUUGAUGAAUCAUUAGAAAAUGAGGCACAACAGGCAGAUGCAAAAAUUAUUAUUGAUCGCCUCAACAAUGAUCAACGAACGGCUUAUGAUGCAAUCACUUCCUCAGUCUUUGAAAAUAAAGGAACUAUUUUCUUUUUGAAUGGAGGUGCCGGAAUAAGGAAAACAUUUUUGUACAAUGCGAUUGCAUUGAAGUGUCGCAGCCUUGGCCAUAUUGUUAUUACUGUGGCUUCAUCUGGAAUUGCAUCAUUUUUAUUGAUAGGAGGUCGUACUGCUCAUUCAACAUUUUCCAUUCCGUUGGAUGAAUUGGAAAAUUCAAUUUGUGGAUUUAGCAAGCAAUCAUUACAAGCAGAAUUGUUUAGAGAAACAAAACUUAUAAUUUGGGAUGAAGUUCCUAUGCAGCAUAGACAUUGUGUUGAGGCAGUUGAUCGCACAUUUCGGGACACUUGUGAUAGUGAAAAGCCAUUUGGGGGUAUCACUGUUGUUCUUGGUGGAGAUUUUUGA
Messenger RNA from Camellia sinensis, 666 nucleotides. Lineage: Eukaryota; Viridiplantae; Streptophyta; Magnoliopsida; Ericales; Theaceae. The record is from RefSeq and is a predicted model, not a curated record.